This is a messenger RNA of Penicillium subrubescens, 1536 nucleotides long. RefSeq lists its product as uncharacterized. The record is from RefSeq and is a predicted model, not a curated record. Gene Ontology annotation, molecular function: N-acetyltransferase activity. The transcript has 2 exons. The coding region runs from base 1 to 1536 and encodes 511 amino acids. Lineage: Eukaryota; Fungi; Ascomycota; Eurotiomycetes; Eurotiales; Aspergillaceae.
AUGGCCGAGUCGCGGACCUUCCUACGAUUUGCGAGCCCCAACGAACACCGCACAAUCAGCCGCGAAGACGCCGGGUUCUACAACGCGGUCGUCGUCGGUGCAACAUACGAGGUAGAAAGCCAGGAAAUAGAUGUAAAGCGGCCAGAGACCUUCAUUGCACCUCUAAAAGAAUGCGUGCUCAAGUAUCCGUUCCUCAGCGUCGUCGUCCGCGACAAGGAUACGGAUAAGCCCGGGUACGAGGCCGUCGCGAGCAUCGACCUUCCGGAGCACGUCUGUAUCCUCCCCGAGUCACUGGAGGAGGAUGAGGUCCGGGCAAUUGAGAAGAUCCUACCUGCGAGCUUCGACAGACCGUGGCCAGCAGAUAUCCCACCCUGGCGUAUCGUCGUUCUCCCGCUACCGCGGACUGACAAAACCUCGACAGCAGUCGCAUCCCGCUGCUUCAUCGCCUUCUCCUUCUCGCACACUCUUGGCGACGGAAACGUCGGGCUCACCUUCCACCGCACAUUCCAAGCCGCAUGGACCGAAUCCAUCACUUCCCCAAAAUCGAACACAUCCUCCCCAUCACUAUGCCUCCCGCCACGCCCCCUUCCCGACCCAUUCGACACACCCUCGCGCCUCCCUGUCUCCUGGAAAUUCCUCCUCGCCCCCCUCGCAGCCGAGUACCUCCCAAACUAUCUAAAGCACAUCCUCGGCCUCCGCGCAUCAACCAGCUCCAUCGACGAAGGAACGUGGACGGGCGCGCCGAUGUUCUUCGAUGCAGCCCGGGCGGCGACAGCCGAAGGGUGCAGCCGCGUGCGAAUGCUUGAGAUCGAGGCGCCACUAGUUGCAGCUGCGCUGGCGGCUUCGCGGGCGCAUGAAGCGAAGCUCACGGCGACGCUGCAUCAGAUUAUUGUUUGUGCGUUGAGUCGGGCGCUUCCGAGUGAGGAGAUCACGAACUUCGUCUCGGGGACGGCGGUCGAUAUGCGUGCCUCAAUUGGGGUUCCCGCUGGUGACUGGGGGUUGUAUGUUUCUGGGCAUUAUGAGGUCCGUUCACGGAUCCCGCUUGACCCUACUUCUGAUUCGAGUGAAGGUGUAGAGAAGGGGCAAGCUUUGUCGGAAGAGAUGUGGGAAUCGGCACGAAGCAUAACGCGCAACCUCGCCGCGUGCGGUACACGCCUCCAGGACCAAGCCAUCGGCCUCCUCCGGUACGCACCUAGCAUCCGUGGCUGGACGCUAGGUAAGAUUGGAGGGAGACGCGACGCUUCGUAUGAGGUUAGCAAUUUGCUAGCCUUCAAUCCUUCUCCUUCUCCUGCUGCUGCUGCAGCAGCGGCUGCUGAUCCUGUUACUGCUGCGCCCCGGGUAGGGAAAGGUAAGUGCAGGAUCACAAAGGUGGUUUUUGCCCACCCCGGGAAUGCGCUGAGUGCGCCGCUAGUGUUUUCUGUUGUUAGUCUCAAGGGUGGGAGCCUUGUUAUCGCGGUAAGUUGGCAGGUUGGCGCUUUGGGGCUUGAUAAAGUGGAGGACGAGGGGGGUUUGUGGAGGGGGUUUGUCAAGGGGUAA